CAGCUAUCUUUGUGCUCACACUGCGACAGUACCUGCGCUGCUACCCUCUGCCUCACACACAACCUCACGGACACACCUCACUGACACACCUCACUGACACACCUCACGGACACACCUCCCAAGCAUCACCCAUCAAGCGGAAAACGAGGCACAUCCAUCGCAUAGCUCCACGCUCCCGCUGGAAGGUGCUCUGUCCAGAUUUGGCCCACUCCAAGGCCGACUAGCGCGGUCGUUCAUCGCAGUGCGCGUACUCUCCCAUCUCCGGCGCUCCAGCUUGCAAUCGACUUGCCACAAUGCCCCAAAACGACUACAUCGAGGAGCACCAACGCCGACAUGGCAAACGGCUUGACCAUGAUGAGCGCAUGCGAAAGCGCGAGGCGCGCUCAACGCACAAGGCUUCCGCGGUCGCCAAGCACACUAUCGGCCUCAAGGCCAAGAUGAUGAACCGGGCGAAGCGAUUAGAGAAGAUCCAGAUGAAGAAGACUUUGAAGGCGAGGGACGAACGGGAUGUCAAGGCUGCUUCGACGUCAGAGACACCUGAUGAAGCACUGCCAACAUACUUGCUGGAUAGGGAAGGUCAGAAGGAUGCCAAGGCUCUUAGCAGCGCUGUCAAGGAGAGAAGGAAGGACAAAGCUGCCAAGUAUGCCGUGCCACUUCCUCAGGUCAGAGGAAUCGCAGAGGAUGAGGUGUUCAAGGUAAUGAAGACAGGUAAGAGAAAGGGCAAGGGGUGGAAGAGAAUGGUCACAAAGGCUACCUUUGUUGGCGAGAGCUUCACGCGAAAGCCCCCCAAGCUGGAGCGGUUUGUACGCCCGAUGGGUCUGCGGUACAAAAAGGCCCACAUUACACAUCCGGAUCUCAAAGCCACGUUCCAGCUGCCGAUUAUUGGCGUCAAGAAGAACCCUCAAUCGCCCAUGUACACGCAGCUUGGAGUGUUGACCAAAGGCACAAUCAUCGAGGUCAAUGUGUCUGAGCUGGGCAUGGUGACCACUGGCGGCAAAGUGGUAUGGGGAAAGUACGCGCAGAUCACAAAUAACCCCGAAAAUGACGGUUGCGUCAAUGGCGUCUUGUUACUUUCGCAAUGACCAGGAUCAUCGUUGUCCGUGUCUCUAAGCUCUCCUCGCCAAACACUUUGUACAAGUACGGUCUGUUAAUGCCAUCUAGGUCAAUCACGUGCCGCUGUGACUCUCCUGGGUUGGCGAUUCUACUUGUAUAUCACGCG
Molecule: messenger RNA, 1219 nt
Organism: Ceraceosorus guamensis
Lineage: Eukaryota; Fungi; Basidiomycota; Exobasidiomycetes; Ceraceosorales; Ceraceosoraceae
Product: ribosomal protein S8e
Exons: 5
Coding region: 294-1082 (262 amino acids)
Biological process (GO): maturation of 5.8S rRNA; maturation of LSU-rRNA
Cellular component (GO): nucleolus; preribosome, large subunit precursor
Source: RefSeq, a predicted model, not a curated record